AUGAAGAGGCCGCCCAGUCGUGCACACGCAGACAGAACCCAACAAGGGCUGGUCUUGCACGAGGAGACCUCGGCUGCCGCCGACAACAUCGACACAGUGGGCGCACAGUGCAGUGAUCAGGGGGUCUGGAGCAGUGUGGAGGCUGCGAGGGUGCUCCUCCACCAGGAUGACAAGGCGAGAGUCACGCUCAGACAAGGCACAUGCGUGCUGGUGCCCUACAGCCUGUAUGAAAGGCCCAAAACGCUGGCUGUCGCCCGUAUAGAAGCAAUUCUGCAGGAUUCCUCGGGCAGAGUGCAGCUGGCGCUGCGCUUUGCAUGGAUGGCAGGGGAGAUAGUGGAUCUAAUCUCGCUGACGUGUCCAAGGGUGACGCCACGCUACCCGCGCCAGGUAUUCUGGCAGCAGGACGCCUGCGCAGACGGGGCCUGCCAUGUCAAGGGCCCGGAUGGCUGGAUGGAGAUUCAGCCGCUCAGCGGCGUCUCCGCAGUCUGCACAGUGCUUCACCGCAGCCAGCUCACACCGGCCACACAGCAGGCGGCAGCCACCCCAGCCAGGGGCGGAGAGCAGGGACCCCGCGGCGCCCGAGCUCUUCUUUUACUCCAUGCAGGGCCGAUGCCCUUCCUGGACCUGUUCUGUGGGAUGGGGGCGGUGUCUCGGGCAGCCCAGGACCUCAGCAAGUCUGCCCAAGCUGCCCGGGCCGGGCAGCCACGCAGCACAAGUGACUCACAGGGCUUCAAGGUCUUGGGAGGCGUUGACAAGGAGCCUGACGCCCACAACGCCUACCUGGGAAACAUGAUGGGCACCAGCAACAGCAUUGCCAUCAAUCGCGCGAUUUCCCUGGCUGAAUUCAACGCAGGCGAGCAACUCCCUGCCAAGACCGUCCAGGCAUGCAUGGAUGUUGCAGUGAUUAAAUUUGAUUUUUCAAGAGGGAUUGUAUCGCAGCGUGAGACCGGUCAGGCGCCGGACUGGGCUCAGCCGGGCGGCUCAGCUUUUGAGCCGGGCGAGGUCGGCUGCAUGCAUGCCAGCCCGCCGUGCCAGGGGAUUACUGUUCUCAACAACAGGCGCAAUAGCGAGUCGCUGUCCGCACCCGACGGCCUCUUCCCUCUCCUGGCAGAAUACCUGGUGAAGACCGUGGAGCUGCUGCAGCCGGCCUUCUUCACGCUCGAGGAAGUUCCCUCCUUCCUUGCAAUCUCAGCCAAGUCGACCGAUGGCGGCUGGGAGAUUGCGCGCUGUGUGUGGGCGAUUGUGCUGCCACUUCUGGAUCUGGGCUACCAAUUGGAUGUCAGAGUCAUGAACGCUGCAAAUUACGGGACCCCCCAGAGCCGGCUGCGGGUCAUCCUGUUUGCUGCAAAGCCCGGCUACAGGCUGUGCCACCCGCCAAAGCCAUGGAAUCACCAUACCUGGACAUACAAGGGGCUGCCAAGUCUAGGAGAGGACGCAGCUCUGCUCAACUGCCAAGACAACCGGUGGCGCCACAUCGCGCUGACAUCAGAUGACCAGGCUGAAAAGCUGCCGCCGGCGCUAAGUGCAAAAGAUGCCAUUGAUGAUCUGCCCGCUGAUGUGACAGCAGGGUCAAAAGACAGAGUCAUGGCGUAUCCCAGUGGUAGCGCUGGAGACUUUGCCAGAUUCUUGCGCUCCGGUCAGGUGUGCCUGAGCCUGCACUGGCUAGGGCCCCACGUCCGCAUAGCCAGGCAGUACAUGCAACAGCUGCACGAGCGGGCGCACUACGGGCAGCCCUUCCCCGUAAUUACGGGCCGGCUGGACGCCGGCAGCGCCCGUAGCGCGCUGUGCCCGCGGCCCGGCAGCCAGCGAUUACUAACCCUGGCCGAGCGCGCGCGCCUGCAGGGCCUGCCCGACUCCCUCAAACCCUAUGGCAGCACAGAGGCGAAGCUGGCGCAGCAGAUAGGGAACGCCGUCCCGUACCCGAUGGCAUGGGCCAUUCUGGGCAGCGUCUAUGAAGCUGCCUACGGCAAGGCCUCUCCACUGCCUCCCUACCUGCAGAGCAAUGCCUGCAGCCGCUCACGUGUAGUAUGCGAAACACCGGCCCAGGAGAGCAUCUUUGAGGCCUCGUGCGCGCAAGCUGACAACGGCAAAGGAGCGAGCAUCCUGCAGCAUACUAGCCGCCCUGUUGCUCAGACGAAGGCCGCUGCGGCCGAUUCUCAUGCACAUCCUGCAGCAUUGCUGGUUAUGCCAUCCACAGAGAUCGAAGAAGUGGCAGCCACCGAGGUUGAGGACGAAGUUUCCGAUGACAUGUCUGCGGAGCACAAGAAGCAGAGGCGCUCGGCUGAAGAAGAGGUGUGUAAAGCCACAGCAGCUGCAGGCAGUGAUGCCAGCACUGCCUACGUGAGCGCUUUGAGUGAGAGCGUCUGA
Coccomyxa subellipsoidea C-169 is the source of this 2367-nucleotide messenger RNA. RefSeq names its product S-adenosyl-L-methionine-dependent methyltransferase. Gene Ontology annotation, molecular function: methyltransferase activity. NCBI's taxonomy places the organism in Eukaryota, Viridiplantae, Chlorophyta, Trebouxiophyceae, Coccomyxaceae. The transcript is spliced from 16 exons. Gene Ontology annotation, cellular component: nucleus. The record is from RefSeq and is a predicted model, not a curated record. The coding region runs from base 1 to 2367 and encodes 788 amino acids.